Molecule: messenger RNA, 14391 nt
Organism: Macrobrachium nipponense
Lineage: Eukaryota; Metazoa; Arthropoda; Malacostraca; Decapoda; Palaemonidae
Product: ATP-binding cassette sub-family C member 5-like
Exons: 31
Coding region: 413-4933 (1506 amino acids)
Biological process (GO): transmembrane transport
Cellular component (GO): membrane
Molecular function (GO): ATP hydrolysis activity; ABC-type transporter activity; ATP binding
Source: RefSeq, a predicted model, not a curated record
ACCAUUGUUUUUAAAGUGUUUUGUGUUGACGCUUUUGUGUUUUAAUUGCUAUUGUUUAGCGUUGUACACUUUGCCUUUUAUUUGACGUAAUGUAACGUGGCACCGAAAAUUAAUCGAACUGAAACGCUGUUUGAAACAAGAUAGUGAACUCAACUGUUAUCAUUGGAGUUAGUCUCUCUUGUGAACUAAGUUACAAAUAAGUCAGUCUCCCCUGUGAACUAAAGAACAAACAAGUCAGUCUCCCCUGUGAACUAAAGAACAAAGAGGUCAGUCUCCCUUUGUAACUAAGUUACAAACAAGUCAGUCUCCCCUGGGAACUAAGUUACAAACAAAGGGAUAGUCGAAAACCUGGAUUUUAAACGUCUCCAAUCUUCGUAGUUCUGUCGUCUGACUCAUCUGUCAAUCCACAAUCAUGGAGAGCGAUUACGGAAUUAUGGACCUGUUGGAGGGGAAGGGUACCCAGAGGCUCUCCAGCAUCAUCAUGCACAAUUGGGGGUCCUCCGGAAGCAUCACUCUGGAACACGGGCUGGAUUCCCACGUGCAGUCCAGUCCCAACGGCCGGGCUAACGGUCGCGCCAAUGGCAUCGCCCCAGCUACGACGGGCCACUCCAACGGCCACCACCACCACCACCGUCCCAACGAAGCCACCACCAACAGGAAGCGCCCCAGGGAUGCCAUCUAUCCGGAGGAGACCUACAGGCUGCGGCCGGAUUCGGGCGAGGACCUGGACCACAUAAAAGUCGAAUACAAGGAACCAGGAUGUUGCAAUACCAAAUACAGUCAGCAGUUGAUGCACCUUUUACCCUUCAGACCAAAGCGCAAAGACAAAAGACUACUUCCAGGUAGCAGCGCUGGACUAUUCAGUUACUUCACCGUCCACUGGCUGACCAGACUUAUGGUCAAGGCCUUCAAGAGUGGACUCCAGCCUUCAGACUUGUGGACGAUACAGGCAGAUGACGGGGCCGAAAAGAACGCCGAUCGCCUACUACGCCUUUGGGAGGAUGAAGUCAGCACUUCGAGGAAGGCCAACCAGAGGCCGCAGCUCUGGCGCGCCGUUUGGAGAGGGGUCAGGACCAGGGUCGUCGUCUGCAUGGUCAUCUCUGUCUUCCAAAAUGUCCUUCAGUUCUUGGGCCCAUCGGUGUUAUUAAAGUUGGUUCUAGACUACAUAAACUCGCCCACAAUAGAUUUCCAGUACGCUGCCAUUAUAACCGUCUCCAUUCUAAUCGUGAACAUGCUGAGGGGCGCCUGUUUCAACGCCAUGUUCGUUGUUGGGACUCACACAGCCACAAGGGUCACCGGUGCCAUCCAGGCUUUGAUGUACAAGAAGAUUCUAAAGUUGAAAACGGGCGGUGAGAGACUUUCAGCCCAAAUCAUCAACUUCUGCAACAAUGACAUGGAGAGGCUCUUCGAAGCUUGCAUAUCCUGCGUGUUCCUAACAGCCAUGCCCAUCAUUUUUACGUUAAGCGUGAUCUACUCGGUCUACAUACUGGGCCCCUGGUCGUUGCUUGGACAGGCUGUGUUCGUUUGCUUUUAUCCAAUUAUGGGCCUCAUCGCCAAAGCACAAAGCAAAGUGAGGGUUCAGACGGUCAAAGUGACGGACAAGAGGGUGACCCUCAUGAACGAGAUUCUGAACAGCAUCCGAUUGAUCAAGAUGUACUCCUGGGAAGAGUCGUUCGCAGAGAAGAUUGCAGGACUCAGGAAAGAGGAAUUGAAGAAACACCGCGUUGGAGCCUUGCUACAAGCUGUCAGCUCGACUGUUGUGCCAAGUAUUAGCAUCUUAGCGACGAUUGUCACUUUUCUUGGGUAUACGCUGACUGGUAAUACACUGACUUCCUCUGAAGCUUUCACCAUCUUCUCAGUAUUCAAUGCUAUGCAGUUCUCAGUAGGAACUCUGCCAUUUACUGUGAGAUCAGUUGCCGAGGCGAAAGUCUCGCUGACUAGAAUCCAGAAACUACUGGAGUUGCCAGAACACAAGAAACGCAACGGAGGUCUGGUCAACAAUAACUUGGCCCUGCAGAUCAAGAACGGGACCUUCGCCUGGGAAGUCACCAACAUCGAUUUCAAAGCCAAAGACUCUAAAGAGGAUCAUCCACCUGAACGGACUGAGAGCAAGAAGCAGAAUGGCGUAAAGUCAAACGGUUCCGUCCCCAACGGCAAUCAUCAUUCCAACGGCGUUGUCCUCAACGGCAGUUCUCCCAAUGGCAACACCGUGAACGGCAACACCCACAAUGGGAAUUCACCGAAUGGGAAUUCAAAUGGAAUGAACGGAAUCAUUCCCACUGCUGAACCUAACUCUGUGAAAACCGUGACUAUUCUGUUCAACCUCAACUUGUCUGUUCAACGAGGGAAGCUGAUAGGAGUCUGUGGGAGCAUUGGAUCUGGGAAGAGCUCGCUACUGUCAGCAAUUUGUGGGGAUAUGAAAGUUGAAAGUGGCGACUUGCAAGCAAAUGGUCGAUUGGCUCUGGUGACUCAGCAGGCCUGGAUCUACAAUGCAACUCUUCGGGAAAACAUCAUCAUAGGGCAGAAGUUUGAUGAGGAGAAAUACAAGGAAGUCCUGAGAGUGUGUUCCCUGCAGUCUGAUCUGAAUUUACUAUCCAAUGGGGACAUGACUGAAAUUGGUGACCGGGGGAGUACUCUGAGCGGUGGACAGAAGCAGAGAGUCAAUCUUGGCCGCGCUGUUUACAGUGACAGGGACAUUUACCUCCUAGACGACCCUCUUAGCGCCGUUGACACGAAAGUGGCCAAGCAUAUCUUCGGCGAAUGUAUAAAGGGAAGUCUCGCCAGCAAAACUGUCAUCUUUGUGACACAUGCUACUCACUUCCUUGAGCAGUGUGAUGAAAUCGUCGUCAUGCAAACCGGGAAGAUAGCUGAGCGAGGAACCCACAGUGAACUGAUGGAAAGAAAGGGCGACUAUUUUGAUAUGGUUGGACUUGAUUCCUCUGGAAAGGAAAAGAAGAAUGAAGAUAAUAAUACACAGAAGCCAAGUGAAAAAGCUGAUAGUGCAGAUGGAGGUGCGCCAGAGGUCAUUGAAAAGUCCAAGGAGCAAGAGAGCUUGAAUUCAGGCAAGCUGAUCACAGAGGAAACCAGUGCUACAGGAAGUGUUCCUAUGAAGAUGUAUGUAACAUUUAUCAAGGUCUGUGGAGGAUGGUGCAUAGUUGGCCUUAUUUUCUUCGCCAUUGUAAUUUUCACACUCUCAAGAAUGUUCAAUGCUGUGUGGUUGCAAACGUGGCUUGAUCAGGGUGACGGUAGGAAAGAGGAACGCAAAGAGAAUAUCACCAUGUAUAACCUGACCUUCUCUGGAGACGAGUUACUCGGCAGUGUUACGCACAAUCCCGACUUAUGGAUGUACCAGCUUGUCUACAUCAUGAGUUUUGUGAUGCUUCUGAUCACUGGUGUCAUCAAGGGAACUGGGGUUACUUUCAGAGUGCUCUCUGGAUCAUCAAGGCUUCACAAUGACAUGUUCUGGAGUAUUAUAAGGUCCCCCAUGAGCUUCUUUGACACGACUCCCAGUGGACGCAUAAUCAACAGAUUUUCGAGGGACCUAGAUGAAUUGGACGUACGUGUGCCGUUCUUUUUGGAGUUCAUUCUACAAGGUCUCCUGAUGGUUGUAGGCCAGAUGAUGUUGGUGUGCUUCAUCUACGUAUGGUUUGUGGUACCUCUCGUCCUCAUUGCAAUUCUUUUCGCUGGAAUAGACAUCUUCCUGAACGUCGGGGUCCGAGAACUCAAACGUUUGGACAACGUCCUGAAAUCCCCAGUCACUCAGCACAUAAGCUCUUCAGUGUCCGGAAUCUCCGUUAUCCGGACCUUUGACAGGGAGAGUUUAUUCCUCAGUAGAAUGUACAAAUACUUGGAUCAGCACAGUGUGGCAUUGUUGGUAUUCCGUCUUUCAAAUCGCUGGUUCACUUAUAGAAUGGACAUCAUGGCAGUGAUGAUUACGUUUGCCAUCACCGGCAUCUGUGUGUUUACAAAGGGCAGUGUUAGUACUGCUCUCGCUGGUUUAGCAUUAUCAACUGUGAAUGGCGUGUGCGUCUUCAUCCCCUUCCUGAUGAGAAUGAAGUCGGAGUUUCAGUCGCGCAUAACAUCUGUCGAACGCAUCAUUGAAUAUGCAUAUGAUUUGAAAAGUGAGGCCCCUUGUGAAAUCAAAGAGACCCAGCCCCCACCUGAUUGGCCAAAGACUGGAGCUAUUGAACUGAAAGAAGUCAAGCUGAGAUAUCGGCCUGAACUCCCUCUGGUUCUCCACGGUAUCAGCGCUUCGAUAAGAGAUGGCGAAAAGAUUGGAAUAAUUGGCCGUACUGGUGCUGGUAAAUCUUCCCUCAUCUCUACUCUGUUACGUUUAUCUGAGCUGGACUCCGGAAGUGUUUUCGUAGAUGGCAUCGACAUUAGUACAAUUGGCCUUCACGUUCUAAGAUCUAGCAUUUCUGUCAUUCCACAAGAUCCUGUACUGUUCCAUGGAUCAAUUAGGUACAAUUUAGAUCCUUUCGAUAGACACAGUGACGAUGCUGUGUGGCAAGCUCUCGAGCGUUCGCAUUUAAAAGCCGUUGUUCAGAAACAGGAGCAUGGCCUCAUGUCUAUGGUGGAAGCAGCAGGGGAAAACUUUUCCGUAGGAGAACGUCAGCUCAUUUGCUUAACCAGAGCACUUUUAAGAAACAGCAAAAUAUUGCUCUUGGACGAGGCAACAGCAUCAGUAGAUGUAGAAACAGACCACCUUAUUCAAACAACAAUAAAAGAAGCAUUUGUCAGAAGCACCGUUCUGACAAUUGCGCACCGACUAAAUACUAUAGCUAGUUACGAUAGAAUAAUGGUUCUAGAUGCGGGGAGGGUAAAAGAAUUCGACACCCCAGAGGCCCUGAUGUGUACAGAGGGUUCACUUUUCAAGGACAUGAUGGGAGCUAUGGGCGUGUACACCGUGGAGCAGAUGAGGUCACUCAAUUGAUCAUUCAUUGCCAAAUAUGUGAUUAUAUAUCUUAUUCUCUUUGAAACCGAUCUCUUAGUGUUUAAUAGUUAACAAUUCAUAGAGAUAUAGAGACUUAUUAUUCAUUAUUCCUGAACAGUUGUGCUACUUCAGAAUAUGUACUUGUAUGUGUUGCAGUACGGUAUAUAUACAAUUUUUUGUCUGUGACCUAUGCAGGGAAGUAAAGACAGUGUUGGUGCAGUGUCUGUGUUAGGCUGCCCACACAUGGGACACUUUUAGCAGAAAGUGGCCUGCCAUUAAAAUAAAAAAAUGGAAUACAGAAGUUUGUAUGGAAGACCACAGAGGAGCCACUGAAAGAGUGGAUAAAAAGUGGCUAUUGGGUUUGUUUCUUGGCCACACAAUCUAAAGCUGAUUUUAUCAGCUGAUCACUUAGUGACCAGCCACUUUCCACUGAAAGCGUCCCAGGUAUGGGGAGCAUUAAAGUCGUACGAUCCAGUCGUUUUACUCUUCAUCAGUACAGUAUUACAUUAUCUCAAUAUUGUGCAAUUCUAUUUGAACUCCUUUACAAUAAUUUUAGUCUGUUAUAAUAAUAAUAACUUAUUUGAGUAUUAAGAUAUUUAAAAUAAUUGGUGAGCCUGUGAUGUACAUGUAUUAUUAUUUAUGAUUAUUAUGAUUAUUAUUAUUAUUAUUAUUAUUAUUAUUAUUAUUAUUAUUAUUAUCAUUAUCAUCAUCGAUAAAGCCUGUUGUUAACAUUAAUACUGAAAAUAUAUAAAUAUAUGUAUAUACUAUAAAUAUAUAGUCUUCUAUGCAGAGGUUAGUGUAUUUCAGUGUUAUGUAUUAAAGUUGUGUUUUCACUGUAGUAAAACGCUGGGAAGGUAACCACAAACUAGUGCUAUGGUUAGUUAAUAAUUGUUAUUGAAGAGUCAGACAAUUGGUAGUUGAUGUUAUAUGACAUUUUUUUUCUCUCUUUACUCAUAGCACAAUCAGUUACAUAACAUUUGCUCUUCAGCGAGUUGUAGUAAGGACCGAUUAUGUCAUAUGCAUUUGGACAAAAGAAUAAUGAUAAUAUACCCUAGUGUGCUGAGUGCAUUUACUGGUGUGUACAGAGGAAUUUGAACAGCCAUCCAGCAAUCACAACUGUUUUUGCUUGAUGAAGUAUGACUGCAAUUAUUCAUGGCUGAGUUGGUCCCCCUUGUUAUUGGCAAAGUUCCGAAUGGGUAUUUUUUCUCAAUUAUCUAAGGUAACUGUUUUGUCAUUGAUUUAUUUUCAUUGUCUUUCCAUUUCAGCAUAGUUUCAGUUCUGUUUCUCACACCAUUCAAGAGGUAUGUUGAGAGAGACAGACUUGAUCAUAAUUUGUUGAAACAAAAAGAUUGUGGGAAAAACAACACUGUCAAUGAAGUUCCUCAAAUAAUUGGAAAAAAAUGUACAUUCGACACUGGAAAAAAAGGGCUGAUUUGUUUUCCCUUCAUAAUUCCUGUGUUUUCUCAGAAAGGAAUUCAGUGUAGGAAUCAUGGAAUCAUUGAAAGUACAUUUGCUUUACAGCUCUAUUAUAUUAUUUAUUUACAAUUCUUUGUCGAGCAAUGUACUUUGUCUUUAUGAGUUUUUUUUCUCUAAAAAUUACUUAUGUUGCAUUAUAUAGAAACUGAAUUUCCUGGUGUGGAGAGGAGUACUGUACUGUCAGAAGAGGUUGUUUCCUCAUAUGCAAAAUGGGAUUAAGUUACAUUGCGUCUGAAAAUUUUUUUCUACACUAAUUAAGGAAUUUUAAUAUCCAAUAUCCAAUGCAGGUAACAAGUAACAUUAGAUCACAACUACUAAAAAAAUAUAGGAAGUGGAUAUGGCAUGUUUACUGGAUGGAAAAAAACCAAGAAAUGUUAGCGAGUAGUGAUUUUACAAUUUAGCUGUGUAUUCAUGAGUACUAAUACCAAAGGUCCUUGAUGUUAAGGGACAAUAUAGAAUCGUUUAUAAUGACUUUAAUAAUAGUACACCAGAUAUUGCCUGCAGGUCAGCAACCCUCAAGGUGAACAUCUCUUUAUAGAUUUGCACUGUGCAAAGUGAGAAAAUUGGUCUCAUUAAUAGUUGCAUAAACUACAGAGAAUUUUCAAGGCUUCUGUCAGAUAGUGAAGUAGCAUUUUUCAUAUUCAACCUAAUACUACUGUACUAGGCUAUUUAACUCUAUUAAAAAAACACUAUUCACCUUCUACUCAAGAGUAGCAUUGUAUUACCCAGUAUAAUUAGUUAAUACAAUUGUUACAGGUUACAGAGAUGACCUAGAAUUUAUUUGCAGCAAAAUGGCAUAUGCCGUACAUUUACAGGAGUUCUGCUGCUGACUUACUUUUCAGGAGCGUUCUUGUUACUUUUAAGGAGCUUUCUUGUUAUCACUGUAGUAGUACGUCCCAUUAUGUGAGUGUAACCUACCAAAAUUAAUGUAAGAAUCCCCCAUCAGAAUCACCUCCAGUACUGUAUCAUGUCUCGCAGUCUCAUACACCACUGAGCACCACCUCUUUCAAUGACUUAAAAGUGAUGUUGAAUUCCAGUCCUGACCUCUAACUGGUCCGUCCAUACCAAUACAAAACAAGUGUGUACAACAGAGUAACCCACUGCCAUCCUCUGGAUUUUGAAAUAGACUAAUAAAACCCUGUACGUAGCUCCCUCAUUGAUAACAAUGUCCCUAUGAUGAAUUCAAGCUGUGCAUAGGGAGUCUACAUCUUUUUCGUUCAUUGCCCUUUUGGUGUUCCUCUGUCCUGUUCCUAUUUCUCCUCUCUUCUUAGCUUGAAUGUAGACUCCAGUUCAGAGAAAGAAUGUGUGUAUUAUAUUGAAGGCUUUUCUCAGGUUCAUAAAGCUGUUUCUAAGUAACUAGCAGAUCCAGUUAUCCCUUCAAAGAAAGACCAGUGAACGAUGUAAGUUAGGCGACAGAUUAACAUUUCUCAGUGCUGACAAGAACAUAUAACUAGAAAGACCAAUGCUUUAUAUUGCACAUUGAUUAGCAGCAUUCUACUCUACAAUUCACUAUAGCUUAUAAGUAUUCAAGGUAUAGGAUUGAGGAUUAUUCAGCAUGUUGGAAAUGUGUUUGGUAAACAUUUAUUAAUAAAGGUAAUACCACUAUCACUUUUAGCAGCACAUGAAGUUACAAGGGAAACAGUUCAGUAUAGUUGUUUCUAUGGACAUUUUACAGAUGAAAGUUUUGUUUCAUAAUUUUCUUUCAAUAUGAUGCAGUGCACUGGCCACUUGGUUUGUUCACAAGAGAACUACUUUUUGUUGUUGUGUGUUUUGCUACUGGAAGAUGAGGUCAGUCCUCAUUAGAAUUUGAACUGGAUGGUGUGUGUAGUUACAUUGUCAACUGCCCACUGUGUACUACUAAGGAAAUGUGUUGGAGUCCAGGCAGGACCUCAUGUUUGGAUGAUUACAUCUGUACUGCUUGUAUUCCUUUCAUUUGGUCUGUUAUUGCCUUGUUUUUUGUUUUGUAUUUCUAUAUUUAUGUGAGAAAUACUAUAUAAUGUGAUAAAUACUAUAUUUUAUCCUUGCUAACCUUAGCUUAAGACUUUUGUUGUACUGGUCUUCAAACAAUUAGAUGAAAUGGCAUGUUUUAUAGUAUGACCAUCAUGUUUUGACUUUAUCAUUGUUGGUUGUAUGAUUAUAUUGAAUGUAAGACCUUUGAUAAAGUCUUCCUUUGUAAAGUAAACUUUAUAAGAUCAGCACUUCUCACAUCCAUAAAGUUAUCAUGUGCUGAGAAAUAUAAUCAGCACUAACCAUCCAAUUUGAAAUCUAAUGGUGUGGUUAUGACUUCAUUGUGCAGUAGGCAGCGGUUGAGGGUUAUGUAGAAUGAUGGCAUUUGUUAAACAAGCCCAUAACUUUUCGUUUUGUUUGCCAUGAAAUGUCCUGCAGAUAAACCUUCUCAGGAGGAAGAAGUGAAACCAGUCCUUCUCAGGGGAAAAUUUCUCCUGAGCAGUUGGUCAAUAUACCUUACAUGGCACCUCAGAAUAUUCUUUCUUUUGUUUGUGUGUGGUCUAACUAAUUUUCCAGAAUACUUCAAUCAAUAUUUGCAUCAGUCAUUGUUUAUUCCUUCAUUAUAUUUAUUUCAUUAUAACUCUCUUUGUGAUAAACGGAUCAUGAAACUAUUAGGCUAGCAAGCUUUAACUUUCCGUUAGUACUCUCUUUGGUCUUCGCUAACCAGUGAUUACUGCUGAGGAUAUGUACGAUAGCGUUGAUAUUUAUUUACUUGUAUCAAUUAUAAUUAGUUUGCAUUAUCAUAGACAUCCCUUUACAUUCAUAUCUUGAGUGAGAGUUGCAUUAGUUGUAGGUCAUCUUUGGUUAAAAAUCCAGAAUGCUCAACUUAUGAGAAGACAAGUCCAGGAAGAUUCCCAGAUGGAGGACACUUCUGAGACUUGGUGCACUGGACUUGCAUAGUAUAUCUCGGAAAGAGGGGGUUCACUGAAGUGGCAACCAAAGCAAUAAGAUGAGCAUCACAUGAGAAGUUCUGUGCUCAUAAAAUAAAAGUUUCAUUAACAUAGGUAUUUUUUCUAGAAAUCUAAGUAAAAAUUGUUUUUUUAUUAUAAAAAAGGCUCUCAUUUCCCCACUUUCCAGCUGUUAAGGAUAAAGAGGGAACUAGAUUGUCACCCAAGACCUAUUGGACCUUCUUGCUUAUGAAGGACUGUCAAUUCCCUUCUUAUUCUUCUUCUUCCUCAGAAGCACAUUUGUCCCCAAACCAUUCUGUUGCAAAUGAAAUGGCACUCUAAGUUAUGAGUUCGUAUUAAAAAAUCUGUUUUAUUUUGUAUUUUUAGUAAGAACUAAUGUUUCCUGUAUUUAAAUAAUUAAGAAAAUAUAUAUUGUAACUUACUGUGAAUGUUGAUAUAUUUCUGCUUUGAUUCAGAAAUAAUUUGAUUUUUAGUCUUGGUCAACAUUAGACCACUCCUGUGUUUUUUUGCGACCUGUUGAUAUCUAAUGUAGUGGAGACAAAGUUCUGUUAUCUGGAUUCAGAUUCAACUAGAUAUGUGGUUGGACAAUAAGUACCUCUAUUAAUAUUCCACUGACUGUAACUUUUGUUUGAAAUGACAAAAAACUAUUGAUUUAGACAAGCUGACGCAAACUUUUAAAUGACAAAACUCAUUGGUUUAGACUGAUUGACAGUAAAGAAAAAUAUCAGAGGGGAAGUAGAAUAUUAGAUCAGUACCUACUGGUUAAACAAAAAAUUAGGAAAUAAGAAAAGCAAAAACCAAAGCUUAAUGAAAUUGAACAAUAUAUAUACACAUUGAUUUAUGUUAUUACUAAUGGAAAUUGUCUGCAAUACACAUGGCUACUCUAUGUCACUGGAAAGACCUGUAAACAUUUAGUCCAGUGUCAUUAAUGUCCAACUGUAAACAAGUCUUGUAUAUAAGUUAACACAUCAGGAAACCGGGUCACUGUUAGCUUCUGAUAACAACACAUCUCUGAUAGGCAUUAUAUAUUGUUCUUAAUUUUUCAUCCCAGUCAUAAUAUACUUUUGUCCUUACUUUUCAAAGAAUUGUUUUUACACCAAGGUGAUAAACUUGUGAAAUAGUACCACACUUUCCAGCUCCUAAUUCUGGUUCCAGUGCUGCUCUGAUCUUGUAUGCUUAAUCUUUUUACCAAAUGGUUAAUGGCAAAUCAAUCUAUAAUGUCAUCAUUAAUGUUCAAAUUGUAAUUUGUUUGGCCUGGGUGAGCGUAGCCUAGCAUACUGCAAGUAAAUUUUGGAAAACUCUUGAUAACAUCAGCACAUGUAAUUUUAUUCUAAAGAUUAAACAAAGGUGAAAUGAGAAAGCAACAAAUGUUAACAAAGGUUUAGUUUUUUAAGCUAAACAUCGUAGUAUUCCCUUCUUCUGUUGAUUUUACCACAAGGUUUGAUACAAAAUUACUACAGAGAAAAAAGGAAAUGUCUGUGAUUCUGGGUGACCAAGGCACAAUAAAUAGAAAUAGUGUGCUUGAACCACACUUGAAUUUCGCCUAUGGGUUUCUGUGUAGACUUAGCAACGUGAAUGGAAUCCAGUUCUUAUCUUGAUUUGCCUCUUGUACUUUUGAAAUAUUUCAAGUUUGGAAUUGCACCAGUGGAGCCAUGUCAAGCUUACAUAUGCUUAGACUACAACAACUAUGGUUGGAACCAGUGGCUAAUGGGACUGUGCUUAUGUUGAGAACAUGAAUGUUGCUUCCUCAACUGUUCUGCAUAAAAUAUGAAAUUGCAAAAAUGAAGCUUUUGCAUCAGAGCCAAUGGCAUCUUAUUUUGUAUUGUGACUGUCCUCGGAAUUUGCCAGCACAGAACAUGUAUGGUGACAAAUUUGUUUUGGUGCAUAAUUGAUCGUUGAGAUAACCUUGUACAGUCCUUAGAAUUUAUUUAGUUUUUGAUGUAUGUUCAUGUCAAAUCAAAUACUACUGUAGAUGCUGUUCAGGCAGAAGUCUCUUUUGCUGUGUAAAGUCUAAUUACUUAACUGUUGUCUCGAUUCAGUUUUUGCUCAUGUUAGCCACUGGAGCACAACAUAAAUUUCUUUAGCUAUGUAUGUGUACGUAUAUUCAAAUCAUUAAAGUCAAUAGGACAGAAAUUCUUGUAAAUAUUGUAUAUUUGAUAAAGAAUAAAUGAAUAACUAAUCAUUCACACAGUGAUGAAAGUGAAACAGAAAUGUGAUAGAAUCCUUUAAUUUUUUGUACUUGCUGCUCUUUUCACAUUUACAAUGCUUGUUAGUAGUGUUCGUCUCUUUUUGUUUGUUUCUGAAAUGGCUUUGUAUGUAGAACAUACAACACAGGAGGUCUGCCAUCUGUUGGGAUAAUCCUCUCUGAGCCAUAUUCCAUUUUCAGUUAGGUUUGAUUUCUCUUAUCCAAGAUCCACUGUUGCCGUUGCAUUUUGAAAUCUUUACGAUGGAUGUGAUAGGCGUACCCAGAAUCCAGGUGCAUUUUUCAAGCACCACUGGUUACUGCCCAACAGCUCUUUACUCUUAAGUUUUAUAUUAUACUUCUUCUAAGUAUCUUUGCUUUGAAGUAAUCCUCAGCAUUGUUAUUUGCUGCUGUUCCAUGGAUGUUGGCAUAUGACAGUGUGCAUAGGCAUGAAAGUGUUGUCACAAAUAAUAAUUUAAAUAUUCUUUUGUAUCAUCCUCGUGAAAUACGUUUUAUAGGUCAUUUAUUUUUUGUUCCGUGGUCUGGUUAAAGUAAAGGAUAUUGUAGACUGUCUGGAUAAUUAUCAUGACAUUUCAAAAAUUUAUGUUUCAUUUUUUUCCUCAAAUUCUCAUGUCAUCAGAAUCCCAGUGGAUGAAAUUGAAACAAUGUUGUUUGAGUAAACCAGUCCAUACUCUUUCAUUAUAAUGUAACAUCCUGCUUAAAAUUGAAGUAAUCUCAGUGUUAGUGUAAUUGAUGUCUGCGAAGAAUGAGGUAUGUCCUCUUUUAUAUAUGAAGAUAAGAGUGCAUAGCUAAUGUUCUUGGGCUUGAAUUUUAUCCAGGGUUAGUCACUUGUCUUAGAAAAUAGAAAUCACUUCCUUGAAAGCUUUGUAGUAUAGUUUUUCCAUGUGUCUGGAGGCUUGUGGUGUGAUUCCAAAUAGGUUUUAUGAGUAGCUAAAAGUUUAAAAGCAAUGCAAGCUAUGAAGCUGAGGGGUUUAAAGUGUGUCCGAAGUUUGCAGUUGUAUUCAUUUUAUUUUUCAUGAUGUACUUUGUGUUCUUCACAUUAAUCAUGACUUGGUGCUUUUUGUUUGAAUUGAGAUGAAACUGUUCGGAGGACUGUAGAUGACAAAAACUAUCACUGCUACAGCACAGUGAUCUCUGUUGGACUAAUUUCAAGAGAGUUAAUGAUAAAAACUAAACACUAAUUCAAAGUCCAUAUUUUCAAGCUUUUUAGGAACGGUCUUUGUGACCUGAAUAUGAAGUCUAUUUAGUCAGAUUUCAUUGAAUAUGGCACUUUUAAUUUUCAAGAACUGUAUCUCAUUAAAGUAACUGUAUUUAUCAUACAGUAGUCAUUAGAGUUUACCAUACAGUAGUCAUUAGAAUUGACAAAGUGAGAGGGAAGAUGAUGAGAUUUUAUACUAUAUAUAUAUAACUAAGCAGCAAAGGAGAGAUUCAAAGGGGGAAAUAAUAUUGCUUUUGCUACAGUUGACGACAUAUUGAUGGUUUCAGACACAGAGUGGUGUUACGUCUGAAGCAGACUGCAUUCAAGAGAGUGUCCUAGGAGAGUAUAUACAUACGUAUGUUAAGGUUCAUUCACUCCUGUCAGUUUAUCAAAGUCUAGGGCGUACACGCAUGUCAGGAUCUGCCUAGUGCUGUUUUCUCAACUUCAAUAACAUUUCCAUUACUGUGCCUAUUAUUAUUAUUAAAAUAUAUAUUAGGCCUUCUUACAUUUAUAUUCCAAAGGCAGCAAUGUGUAAUGUUCAUCGUGUGACACUGAACAGCGUUCUUCUUCCAGUUACCUAUACUAGACGAUUACUACAGCCCAUUGUUCAAAAACCUGUACAAUAGAGUCCAUAUCAUUUGACUUAGAGAAAGAAAUCGAUUCUACCACUUCUUACAUGUGCUCUUCACACGUGAUCCAGCUCAUUUCACUGUCCUCUUCUGUAUAUCAUAACUGAUAAUAAAAUAGUACUACAGCCAAUAAUAAUUACAAAAUGAUACAUCCAAUGACAAUACUCAGGUCAUUCUCAGUAGAGUUGUAAUCUGUGUUCAAACAAAACAGUUAUCUCGGACAAGGAUGUUUCUUUCCCUGUCUUUGCUAAUACAGUACUUUAAUAACAAUAACAAGACUAUAUAGGUAACAAAGCACAUAUAGGACCAGUCAUAGAAAAGUCAUCUAUAUUUUUUGUCUCUAGAAAAUAUACUAUAUUAAUAUAUUUUUGUCGAAUGAAUGUGUCCACAUUACGCAGUCAUGUUUUUGCUUUUCAUCUACAGCACAAUCAGAUUUUUUUUCCUUUUUAGAAUUAAUGACCAAGCAAAAGGUUUGUCCUGUUACACGGGAUACUUUGAUGAAGUCUCUGAGAGGAUGAGGAGAAUAUAAGUGGUAGUCAAGGUUUUUCAGUCCAGCUGUUUAGAAAAAGGUGACUGUUUAUAGCUGCCCUAGCAUUAGUUUUUCAGAGAUAAUUCUCUAUCAUUAACAUGGCUGCUAGAAGCAUGCAAUAUUAACCAAGUACCACUAGUUCAGUUCUCCUACUUAAAACGGUUGAGCCAUUGCUUUGUUUCUGAAUUUUUUCUUUUUUUUUCUGUCACAUUGCCAGUUCAUAAGCAAUACUAAUCUAAGGAAUGAUAUUCCCUUCCUGAGAAAGCAAUGAAGAGCCUCGUACAUAAAACUAUCUUCCAAUUUUAACUCUGAAUAAAUCUGGUUACAUGUGAUUCUCUUAUGACACCAGACUUCCCAGUCUUACAACUUGACACUGCUGCUGAUGACGGCUUGUUUGUGCUGUAGAAAACUGGUACAAAAACAUGACUGUUGAGAUUUUCCAUAUUAUGUGUACUCAUUGUAGCACAUGUAAAGUACUUCAAAAUAAAUUUAAUAUUUCCUUUUAGAA